UGCAACUCAGCUCUAAGUAGAGAAAUAUAAUAAUUUUAAUAAAUUUUCUAUGUGAAAACAAGCAGGCUGCGCAGCAUUACGUAUAGAAAUUGAUGAUUGAGAUCAAAAACAAUGGCGUCUAGUUAAAAUUAGCACUUUCCCACAAUAGGGAAAGCGAGCAGGAGCAAAAGAAGUUAAAUUCAGAUACCCCGCAUUUUGCAAGAUUCCCCUUCCUCUUGGCCAGUUCCUAUGAGUAUAAAGGUUCAUCCCAGAGGCCUUGCUGCACCGACCAACAACAACAACAACGGAGUACUGGCAAUCACAGUUCCCACAGAUCAAAAUUUUGAAGAUCGUGCCGCACAGGCCUUAGCCUGCUUCAAUAGAAUGGGAAACGAGGAUAAUCGACGAAGGAAGACACCCUGCGGCUUCUGUAUGUCUGUGUUCAAGUGGAUUCCGGUUCUUUUUAUUACCAGCGUUAUAUGCUGGUCCUACUAUGCCUAUGUGGUGGAACUAUGCAUACGCAAUGUAGAGAAUCGAGUGGCCAUGUCAUUUAUGCUUCUCUUCUACCACAUAGCACUUGUGUUGCUCCUGUGGUCCUAUUGGAGGACCAUCAUGACUUCGGUAGGCCGAGUACCCGAUCAAUGGCGCAUACCCGAUGAGGAAGUGACACGUUUAUUUCGGGCUGAUAACCCAGAAACACAGAAACGCAUUUUAAACAACUUUGCCCGAAAUCUGCCAGUGACAAAUCGAACAAUGAAUGGCUCUGUCCGAUUUUGUGAGAAAUGUAAAAUCAUCAAGCCAGAUCGUUCACAUCAUUGCAGCGUAUGCAGUUGUUGUGUAUUAAAAAUGGAUCAUCAUUGUCCCUGGGUGAACAAUUGUGUUAAUUUCUACAACUACAAAUUCUUCGUGUUGUUUCUGGGUUAUGCUCUGAUCUAUUGUCUAUAUGUUGCCUUAACCACACUGCACGAUUUUGUGCAGUUUUGGAAGGUAGGUGCCUACGAAAAUGACUACUUGGAACAGGGUCAACUGAAUGGCGGCGUGGGUCGAUUUCAUAUAUUAUUCCUAUUCUUUAUUGCCAUUAUGUUUGCCAUUAGCUUGGUCAGUCUAUUUGGCUAUCAUAUCUAUUUGGUGCUCGUCAAUCGCACCACCUUGGAGGCUUUUCGUGCUCCGAUAUUUCGGGUUGGCGGACCGGAUAAAAAUGGCUACAAUCUUGGACGUUUUGCCAACUUCUGUGAAGUAUUUGGCGAUGAUUGGCAAUACUGGUUCUUGCCUAUAUUUACCAGUCGUGGUGAUGGCUUGACCUAUCCCACAUCCACCGACCAGAAUGGAGAUAUACCAGCUCAACGAUAUGAUACGAUGGGACAAACGACAACUAGCAGGUUAGAUGGCAAUCCAACAGAUAAGUUGAUUGACGCUCGACCCACCAAUUCCACUACAAAUAACCAUAAUCAACAACCAACACCACAAUCACCAACAUUAUCUUCGCCUCAUCACAUAGUAAGAGAAAUCCCAACGAUCCAAGAGGAAAACAGCAACAAUCAUCAGCAGCAGCAGCAUCAUCAUCAUCUCCAACCAGAAUUGCUCCCCAAAUUGGACGACCAGUUGCCCCAAAUGGAGCUCAGAUCAGCAUCGUCAUCAAGGAACGACACGGGAGCUCUAAUCAUUGACAUGAAUGGGGAUCCAUCAACACAACCGCAAGCAACGCAAGCAACUACCAUCCUGAUGGCUAAAUGCUAGACUCCAUCAGGUGUUUGUUCGUUUGUUUUGGCUUGGCUUGGCUUAUGUAUAAACUGCCAGAGUAGUAGCAGAGUCUGCCUAGUCUCGUUUAGUUGUUUGUCUAAAAAAAAAAAAAGAAAUGUCUAUGUAAUAUACUCUUAAGUUGAAACCUAAAACAAAAACCAUUAUACUGUAAAACGUAGCAGCUAGCUUGCCCAGUGCAAAUUGAGAGACUAUCAUCAUUUUAUACAGUUUUUAAGUGUAUAUAUUACAAAUUUAUAUUUCACUAAGUUUAAUGUGUUAAGCUCCAUUGAAUUCAACGAAUUUCUUUUCGGCUGGCUGGCUGGCAUAUCUGUUGGACGAAUUUGAAGGUUUCAAUUAUUUGUAAUAUUGUUAAAUCCGUUUCAUUUAUCAUCCCUGUCCCCCUCUCUAUCUCUCUCUCCCUUAAGUAUAUGUAAUUAAGACAAAACAAGCGAAAUUCUUAUGUUAGCAAAACUAUAACGAUUCUUAAUUCCAAUUCUUUGACACAUUUUUCUUAAAAGUAAUUGUACAUAAUACGAAAUCUAAUUUCGUGCAAAUUUUAUAUGAGAAUCAAUUUGAACCAGAAUCAGACAUAAUCACACACACACACAGACUUAUAUUAGGCAUUUCCUUUUUGGCUUUUACAAUACAUAGAUGUAUGUUGGAGUUAACUUAACGUUUUUUGCAAGUUUGUAAUACAAUUUUUUGAUACUUUUAUUUUAUA
Messenger RNA from Drosophila willistoni, 2440 nucleotides. Its product is annotated as palmitoyltransferase ZDHHC20-B. Gene Ontology annotation, biological process: synaptic vesicle maturation; protein targeting to membrane; peptidyl-L-cysteine S-palmitoylation. Lineage: Eukaryota; Metazoa; Arthropoda; Insecta; Diptera; Drosophilidae. The record is from RefSeq and is a predicted model, not a curated record. The transcript has 8 exons. Bases 229 to 1716 code for a protein of 495 amino acids. Gene Ontology annotation, cellular component: Golgi apparatus; endoplasmic reticulum. Gene Ontology annotation, molecular function: protein-cysteine S-palmitoyltransferase activity.